Messenger RNA from Myotis myotis, 6674 nucleotides. RefSeq names its product small G protein signaling modulator 2 (gene SGSM2). Bases 205 to 3276 code for a protein of 1023 amino acids. Lineage: Eukaryota; Metazoa; Chordata; Mammalia; Chiroptera; Vespertilionidae. The record is from RefSeq and is a predicted model, not a curated record. The transcript is spliced from 23 exons. Gene Ontology annotation, molecular function: GTPase activator activity.
GGCCAGCUGCCUGACGUCUGUGCGGGGCUCAGAACAUGGCUGCGGAGCCGAGCACCGGGCAGUGGCUGCGGCGGCGGCGGCGGGCGGGGAGCGCAGCGGACGGGGGCUCCGCUUUGCGCGUGGGGCGCUGAGCCGAGAGGCGCGGAGGCGGCGAGGGGGGUUUUGGGGGACGCUCGACGCGGCCUCUCCGCCACCCGCAGCACCAUGGGCAGCGCGGAAGACGCACUCAAAGAGAAACUGCUGUGGAACGUGAAAAAGGAGGUGAAGCAAAUCAUGGAGGAGGCUGUCACCAGGAAGUUUGUGCAUGAAGAUAGCAGCCACAUCAUUGCUCUGUGUGGUGCGGUGGAGGCUUGCCUCCUGCAUCAGCUGAGACGCCGUGCUGCUGGCUUCCUGCGCAGUGACAAGGUGGCAGCUCUGUUCACCAAGGUGGGGAAGACGUGCCCAGUGGCUGGGGAGAUUUGCCACAAGGUCCAGGAGCUGCAGCAACAAGUAGAGGGCAGGAAGCCCUUGGUGGGUAACCAGGAGCCCCUGCGGAGACAGGGCUCUACCAGUGGGAAGGCCCCAGCCCUCAGCCCGCAGGCCUUGAAACACAUAUGGGUCCGCACAGCGCUCAUCGAGAAGGUGCUGGACAGGGUCGUGCAGUACCUGGUGGAGAACUGCAGCAAGUACUACGAGAAGGAGGCAUUGCUGGCAGACCCCGUGUUUGGCCCUAUCUUGGCCUCUCUUCUAGUGGGACCCUGUGCUUUGGAGUACACCAAGCUCAAGACAGCCGAUCACUACUGGACCGACCCUUCUGCUGAUGAGCUGGUCCAGAGGCACCGUAUCCGGGGUCCCCCUAAUCGCCAGGACUCCCCUGCAAAGCGCCCAGCCCUAGGAAUCCGGAAGCGGCACUCGAGCGGCAGCACGUCGGAGGACAGGCUCGCGGCCUGCGCCCGGGAGUAUGUGGAAUCCCUGCACCAGAACUCCAGGACGCGGCUGCUCUACGGCAAGAACAACGUGCUGGUGCAGCCGAAGGAGGACAUGGAGGCUGUCCCCGGCUACCUCUCCCUGCACCAGUCUGCAGAGAGCCUAACUCUGAAGUGGACCCCCAACCAGCUCAUGAAUGGGACUCUGGGGGACUCCGAGCUGGAAAAGAGCGUUUACUGGGACUAUGCCCUGGUUGUGCCCUUCAGUCAGAUCGUCUGCAUCCACUGCCACCAGCAAAAAAACGGUGGCACACUGGUACUGGUGAGCCAGGAUGGCAUCCAGAAGCCACCGCUGCACUUCCCGCAGGGAGGACACCUACUCUCCUUUCUGUCCUGCCUGGAGAAUGGGCUUCUGCCUCGGGGACAGCUAGAGCCCCCACUCUGGACCCAGCAGGGGAAGGUACGCAGGGCUUGCGAGGCUCUGGGUGAAGGGAUGUGUGAGGGGAAGGUGUUCCCCAAGCUGCGGAAACGUGGCAGCGCGCGGUCCGUAGAUGUGGACGAGAUGGGCACAGGCUGGGCCACAGACUACGUGUUCCGGAUCAUUUACCCUGGUCACAGGCAUGAGCACAUCACUAUUAACUACCACCACCUAGCGGCCAGCCGCGCGGCCUCGGUGGACGAUGAUGAGGAAGAGGAGGAUAAACUACACGCGAUGCUCUCAAUGAUCUGCUCGCGGAACCUCACAGCUCCCAAUCCGAUGAAAGAUGCUGGUGACAUGAUCGAGAUGCAGGGCUUUGGGCCCAGCCUGCCAGCCUGGCACAUAGAUCCCAUGUGUAGCCAGGGCUCCUCCUGGUUCUCCUGCUCCUCCAGUAGCUCCCCAUAUGCAACUCCCAACCACUGCAGCUGUGUCCCCGACCGGUUGCCCCUCAGGCUACUGUGUGAGAGCAUGAAGAGGCAGAUCGUGUCCCGGGCCUUCUACGGCUGGCUGGCAUACUGCCGCCACCUGUCCACGGUGCGGACCCACCUGUCAGCGCUGGUGCAUCACAACAUCAUCCCGCCCGCCCGCCCCCCAGGGGCCGCGGGGGGCCUCACCAAGGACGUGUGGAGCAAGUAUCAGAAAGAUGAAAAGAACUACAAGGAGCUGGAGCUGCUGCGGCAGGUUUACUACGGAGGCGUGGAGCACGACAUCCGCAAGGACGUCUGGCCCUUUCUGCUUGGCCACUACAAGUUUGGCAUGAGCAAGAAGGAGAUGGAGCAGGUGGACGCAGUGGUGGCAGCGAGGUACCAGCGGGUGCUGGCGGAGUGGAAGGCCUGCGAGGUGGUGGUGAGGCAGCGGGAGCGGGAGGCGCACCCAACCACACUCACCAAGUUCUCCUCGGGCAGCAGCAUCGACAGCCAUGUGCAGCGCCUCAUCCACCGAGACUCCACCAUUAGCAAUGACGUGUUUAUCUCUGUGGAUGACCUGGAGCCCCCGAAGCCCCCAGGCACGGAGGAGUGCAGACCAGAGCCCGAGGAGGAACCCGGCGCAGGGCCCCCGGGCACCGCCCUGGUGGAGCAGCAGCAGUCAGUGGAGUUUGAUUCUCCAGACUCAGGACUGCCUUCCUCUCGCAAUUAUUCCGUGGCCUCAGGCAUCCAGUCGAGCAUAGAUGAGGGGCCGAGUGUGGGCUUCGAGGAGGACUGCGGUGGGGAGGAAGGCUCCGACGGGCCGGAAUCUGCAGUCCACGCUUUCUCCGAGCCCCAAGAUCCCAGCCAGGAGAAGGCCUCUCGGGCCGGCGAGCUGGAGGCAGGGGAAGAGCUGGCGGCGGUGUGCGCUGCUGCCUACACUAUAGAACUGCUGGACACCGUGGCCUUAAACCUGCACCGCAUAGACAAGGACGUGCAACGAUGUGACCGCAACUACUGGUACUUCACACCCCCCAACCUCGAGAGGCUCAGAGACAUCAUGUGCAGCUACGUGUGGGAACACCUGGACGUGGGCUACGUGCAGGGCAUGUGUGAUCUGCUGGCGCCGCUCCUCGUCAUCCUUGAUAAUGAUCAGCUGACCUACAGCUGUUUCAGCCACCUCAUGAAGAGGAUGAGCCAGAACUUCCCCAAUGGGGGCGCCAUGGACACCCACUUUGCUAACAUGCGCUCCCUCAUCCAGAUCCUGGACUCAGAGCUGUUUGAACUGAUGCAUCAGAAUGGAGACUACACCCAUUUCUACUUCUGUUACCGCUGGUUCCUGCUGGAUUUUAAGAGAGGGACUGGAGAGCAGGGCAAGGAAAAGCAGGACACCCUGAGCAGCAACCUUGGGCCCACAGUACCGCGAACGUCCCCCCACAGCCACCCUUGCUUCCAGAUCACCUGGUCCACAGGGGCAGGUCUGCAGUGACUAGGGGGCUGAUGGGGGCUGCUGGAGACCACACCUGCCUCCUGGCCAUCGCUCUGCCCAGUGAGGCCCAGCGUCCCAGGACUGUGGGCUCUCCGGCAGGUCUCAUUAAGAGAAAGCACAGAUCCAGGUCAGCGACUUCCCCUUCUCCACAUCAACUCUGGUCUGAAGGGCUUCGCUGCCUCUAGCCCCAUCCACCCUCCUGGCAGCACCUCCCUCCAUUCUGCAAAUGACAAAAGGUGUCACAGGUUUCUCAGGUAUUGCCCAAGGCCUAUACAUACCACCAUUCGUACCAUUAUGUCACCCACUGAUGCCGGAAGCUACCCUCCUUGGAACCCAUUCCCCAUAGAACCCCAAAUGGGUCAGCCCUUUUCUCCACCUCAUCAUUCACUAGUCUACUUCAGUGUUCUUAGAGGACGACCCACUAGGCUUUGUAAAACCCCCACAUUUCUUGAUCUGCCUCUAUCUGGCCCCCAGCGGCUGCUGGCUCUGCACCUCCUCUCUGACCUCCUAGGUCACUCCCUGAGCCUCUGUUUUCACACUGCUCACAGCCCCUAGGCUCCCCAGGCUGCUGAACCACCCUCAGCCCUGGAAUGUGCUCCUCCUCUAACACCUGUACCUGAGUUGCAAUGACCAAUGAGAAAUGGCUCUCGGGGUGCUGGACAGCAUCGCUGACUUGACUGAGCACCCCUGGAGAGGCUUCUGUCUUUCCCACAGGUUCCGGGUCACUCUCACCCGAGAAGCUGAUGUCACCCACUUCGCUAAGAACACCCUUAUGCAAGGUGCCAACUCUCCUUCAAGUUCUCCAGGGCCACAGGCGACCAUAUGCCCCUUAGGCUGACCCCUCACAAGGGGCUGGAUGCCAUCUCUCAGACUGUGGCACUGCUCCCUAUCAGAAGGGUCUCCAGUUUCCCUUUGCAUGAGGCUUAAUAGCAGCUCCAAAAUGCCAGCUCAUGCCCUAUUUCUUGGCUGCCUUCCACUCCAAGUCUCAGCCAUCCUCCAUGACCUCCUGCCUCUGAAACCAUUAAACCAACCUCAGUUUCACAGGCCUCCCUGUGGCUGGCUUCUCCUCGGCCCACGCACGUCGUGACUGCUGGGUCAACCAGAUGACAGACAAUCCUGCCCUGCUACCUCCCGGGUCUCUUACCGGAACUGCUCCUGAGCUUCUAGCUUCCAAGCUUGCCAGUCACGGCCAGUGCAGAGCUCACUGGCUCUUCACGCACCAAACUCACUGCUUGGUCUUGGUUUGCCUCUCCCACCCUUAUGUAUCCUGAUGCUCACAUGUGGCUCCUCCCUUCUCAGUCUUAUCUGCUUGGGCUCCAAGACCACACUUGGCCCCCACCUCCUCCACGGCCCUCAACAGUCCAUCCUCCUGACAAACACCACAUACCUGAGCAUUUCACGAAACUGUCAGGGUACACUUAAUCAGACAAUGACUCAUAUCACAAAAUAUCUCAUGUUUAGUUUUCCACCGCAUACACUGUCCUGUCUGACCCUGUGAGAGAAGGCAAGGACUCUCUGUAGUUGGCGCAUAUCCCCUGGCUCCCCCAGUGGCAGGACAGAGCUGUGGACAGUGUCUCACUUGGCCCAGGGGAAGAAUCUGAGGCUGGGAGUGUGUGAGCUCCCGCCUCUAUCCUGCCUCUCCCUGCAUCUCAGGAGAAGCACAGUCACCAUUAGGUUUGAGUUUCUCGAUUUCAUUUCCCCAGGGCAGCCCCUCUUGACUGUUCACCUGCCCUCUUGGGCAUAACAAUGUCUUCAACUCCACACACCAACUAGGCCCAACUUCCCCACGUCCCCUCCUGCAGACCUUAAUUCCUUACCGCACCAGUGAGAUACCUCAAACCAUUCGUGCCUGCAACACAAAGCCCAGACACAGCCAUGCUCGGUAGCAGCCCGAAACCUGGUAGCUUUACACUUCCGUAGCCGUCCCAGGCCACACAGCCCCCUCUAUCUUCUUGGCUUUGAGAUGAACCUGCUUCUCCCCAUAUUUCUUCCAGAAAGACCCCUCCUCUUACCCACACCCACCUGUCUGGCUUCUCCCCCAAAGAGGCCACUGCUAGACAUGACAUCAGUUGAGGCCACAUAAAUGACAGGGCCUGUGGCGAGUCAACCCUCACUCCAACCUGGCUGCUGCGGGCUGCAAGUGGCCAUCCUGAACUCUACCUGCUAGCACAGCGGUUCUCAACCUGUGGGUCGCGACCCCUUUGGCGGUUCGAACGACCCUUUCACAAGGGUCGCCUAAGACCAUCCUGCAUAUCAGAUAUUUACAUUAUGAUUCAUAACAGUAGCAACAUUACAGUUAUGAAGUAGCAACGAAAAUAAUUUUAUGGUUGAGUCACAACAUGGGUCACAACCUUAAAGGGCCAGAAGGUUGAGAACCACUGUGCUAGCAGGAGAGGAAGACUUCUGGCGCAGGGAGAGAGAACAUCCGGGGCCCACCCCUCCUUUUCUCACCCAGCCCAGUUCCCCACAGGCCUAGAAGCCCCUGAAAGUUUCCCCAGGGUAUAACUUUAGUCUGCUUCAUUUUAAUAUUUUUUAAAUUGACUUCAGAGAGAGAGAGGGAGAGAGAGAUAGAAACAUCAAUGAUGAGAGAGAAUAGAUCAGUUGCCUCCUGCACACCCCCUACUGGGGAUCGAGCCCGCAACCCAGGCAUGUGCCCUGACCGGGAAUCCAAACCUGUGACCUCCUGGUUCACGGGUUGAGGCUCAACCACUGAGCAACACCAGCUGGACACACAUUGCUUCAUUUUAAACCCAUUUCCUUUCUAAGACUACCUGGAUGUGUGGUUUGGUGCCUGCCUACUCCUCCUCUUCCUGUCUCUGUCCACUUAACUGUCAUUUUUCAAAUGCUUUAGCACCUCCAAGCUACUCCGGGUCUGGCCGGGGACUAAUCUUCCCACAGCUUCCUGCCUCACACACCACCAGAGCCCUCGGUGUACACGCCCUACCUACGUGGCCUCUCCAGUUUUCUCUUUCAGCUCCCAUUGCGCGCCCUGCUGCCUCCCUUCUCUGCAUGGCAGUCCUCUCGCUGGAGAAACUUCGCCUGUUGUGCUCUCUGCCCUCUGCUUUGAUUGGGUCAGCCUGAGACCCUCAGGUCUCAAGUCAAAUGCUCUGUCCUCAGCAACAACUCCCCACCCAGAACAAAUCCUGCAAUCCUGUCCUUAUUACGCCCUCCGGCACCGUCCUCUGGUUUAUUUGUUUAUAAUCUAACACAAGACCCAACCCAGGAGGACAGAGACCCAUACUUUUUUCUUUGCUCCCUGCUUUAUCCUCAGAAUCAGACACAGGACUGUCCGUAGUGCUUGAAUGAAUAAAUAAAAGAGUGAAGUUGAGGGUUUAGACAGCCUUGUAAGUUUCUGCUUCCACUGUCAGCCCCGGGACAAGUAUCUCUAUGGACAGCCU